This is a messenger RNA of Cornus florida, 2318 nucleotides long. RefSeq names its product putative clathrin assembly protein At5g57200. Bases 309 to 2066 code for a protein of 585 amino acids. Lineage: Eukaryota; Viridiplantae; Streptophyta; Magnoliopsida; Cornales; Cornaceae. The transcript is spliced from 15 exons. Gene Ontology annotation, cellular component: clathrin-coated vesicle; clathrin-coated pit. Gene Ontology annotation, biological process: clathrin-dependent endocytosis; clathrin coat assembly; vesicle budding from membrane. The record is from RefSeq and is a predicted model, not a curated record. Gene Ontology annotation, molecular function: clathrin heavy chain binding; SNARE binding; phosphatidylinositol-4,5-bisphosphate binding.
ACCUUUUUAUUAUUUCCGAUCAAAUGAUUAUUAGCUAACCUCCGACAACUGCUAAACGACCAAACUUCACCCUUGAACGACCUCUUCAAUCUUCAUCUUUGAGCACAUUUUUGGAGAGAAAGAAAAAAAAAAAAAAUUUUAAGAGGAGAGAGAAAGAGAGUCGUUUUUUUAUUUGUUUCUUGUUGGACGCACACCGUUGUGAUUACCAGAGAAGAAGAUCACCUUCUUCUGGCCUCUUCUUUCUCUCUCUUCUUCUUAAUUCUGAUCAAAAGAAGAGAUUUUCCAUAUAGGUUAGGCCCUCAGGGCAAAUGGGUACCUUUCACAGCUUUCGAAAAGCCUAUGGAGCGCUCAAAGACUCCACCAAGGUUGGCCUUGCCAAGGUCAAUAGUGAAUUCAAGGAUUUGGAUAUUGCUGUUGUUAAGGCCACCAAUCACGUUGAGGGUCCUCCAAAGGAACGGCACGUAAGAAAAAUUUUCUCUGCAACAUCAGUACUGCAUCCACGGGCAGAUGUGGCCUACUGCAUUCAUGCUCUUGCCAGGAGAUUGUCAAAGACACGCAACUGGAUUGUUGCCAUAAAGACAUUGAUAGUUAUUCAUAGGACAUUGAGAGAGGGUGAUCCAACCUUUAGAGAGGAGCUAUUGAACUACUCACACAGAGGACAUAUUCUCCAAAUAUCCAAUUUCAAGGAUGACUCUAGUCCUCUCGCUUGGGAUUGCUCUGCAUGGGUUCGAACAUAUGCACUCUUUCUAGAAGAGCGACUUGAGUGUUUUAGGAUAUUGAAAUAUGACAUUGAGACAGAACGUUUAACUAAAACAUCACCGGGAUCAACCAAGGUGCAUAGUAGAACGCGGCUUUUGAGUGGUGAGGAGCUGUUGGAGCAACUACCUGCAUUGCAGCAGCUUCUGUUCCGCCUAAUUGGUUGCCAGCCUGAAGGAGCAGCUUACCAUAAUUAUCUCAUACAGUAUGCUUUGGCUCUGGUACUGAAAGAGAGCUUCAAAAUAUAUUGUGCCAUCAAUGAUGGGAUUAUCAAUCUUGUGGACAUGUUCUUUGACAUGUCCAAACACGACGCAGUUAAAGCUCUCAAUAUCUACAAAAGAGCUGGCCAACAGGCUGAACAGCUUGCUGAAUUUUAUGAAUUUUGUAAAGGUUUGGAUCUUGCUAGGAAUUUUCAGUUUCCAACAUUGAGACAGCCUCCUCCUUCAUUUCUUUCAACAAUGGAAGAAUAUAUUAAAGAAGCACCUCAGACAGGUUCAGUUUCAAAUAGGAGACUGGAGUAUCAGGAGACAAAUCAAGAACCUGAUAAACCCGAAGAACCUGCCCCUGAAGAAAGUGAAGAAAAAGUUAAAGAAGUUGAAGAAGCAGAAGAUAAAGAACCAAUGGUAGAUGCACAGGAAGAACCUCAUCCUAAGAGUGAGGAUGAAACUCCACCAUUAAUAUCAACUGAAGAUACUGGGGAUCUACUGGGUUUGAAUGAAAUAAAUCCAAAAGCUGCAGAGCUAGAGGAAGGCAAUGCAAUGGCUCUUGCCAUAAUCCCACCUGGUGGUGAUCCUUUGUCAACAAAUCGGGCGUUGGCUGAAAUUGGAAAUACUUCAGGAUGGGAGCUAGCUCUGGUUACCACACCGAGCAACAUUAAUAACAACCAGAUGACAGAAACCAAAUUGGCCGGUGGAUUUGACAAGCUAUUACUUGAUAGCUUGUAUGAAGAUGAUACUGCCAGGAGACAAAUACAGCUGCAGAAUGCAGGCUAUAAUACAGGGUACGGAUACGGAAUGCCUUUGCAAAAUUCAUUUGAACAGCAAGAUCCAUUUGCAAUGUCCAGUAGCAUAGCACCCCCGACCAACGUGCAGAUGGCCAUCAUGGCUCAGCAGCAGCAACAGCAUAUGAUGAUGCAGCAGCAGCAGCAGCACCAACAACAAAACAUGCUGGCAAUGGUACCUCAUCAGUAUCCAACCCAAUAUCCUCCUCAACAAGAGAUGCCAAAUAUGGGGUCUGCAAACCCGUUUGGAGAUCCCUUCAGUUACCCGCAGAGUACAAUGCCACCACAGGGAAACCACACGCUACUCUAGAGAUCAACUUCUUCUUUUGUUUUCUUUUUUCCUCUUUAAUUCCAUUGUAUUCUUUGAAUUUUUUUUUUACUAGGCUAAUCCUCUUAGUUGACAAGCUCAUUCUUUAUUUAUUCGGUACAAUGUGAUUCUUUUCAUGUUUUUUGUACUGAGAGACACUGAUUAUUGAUUCUAGACCAAAGGGUGUACCAUUUUGAUCAUUUAACAUAAUUAUGUACUUUCAUUUCAAGAUUUCCUUGACAUGCUUCAAUUCAA